Cavenderia fasciculata is the source of this 1242-nucleotide messenger RNA. RefSeq lists its product as uncharacterized. The record is from RefSeq and is a predicted model, not a curated record. The coding region runs from base 1 to 1242 and encodes 413 amino acids. The transcript is spliced from 2 exons. NCBI's taxonomy places the organism in Eukaryota, Evosea, Eumycetozoa, Acytosteliales, Cavenderiaceae.
AUGAAGAGUGAGUUUCUAGGGAUACAAGUACCACUAGAUUUAGUGAAAGUAAUACAGGAAGAAAUAGAUCAAAUACAAAAGAAUGAUACAAAAGUUCACCAAUCUACUACUACCACUACAACAACAAAUGAAGAACUAAAAGAAGAAGAAGAAGGAGGAAAGAAGAAAAAGAAAAACAAUGCACGCACAGGAAGAGGCAAACUUAACAAGACUUUAAUUGUUGAACCUGGUUCUGUAUUGGCUGGUAUAAAUGACGAACAAGACUACAUCUAUGAUUAUGGUAAUGUUAUCACUGUAAAGGGUGUUGAUAUCUCUAAACCAUGGACUGAAGAAAAAUUGGGCAAAUAUCUAAAGGAUGCUGGGUUUGUUAAAGGUUCUGCCAAUACUGCAAGUAACAAGGCUGAAAUGACCCCUUUUUAUCUUCAAUUUUCAAACCGAGUAGUGUCAAUCAUUCUCAGUCAUCAAGGAAAGUUUGAUCAAUUCAAGAAUAUGACUCUAACUGGAAAUGGUUCGACCGACUUUAACAAUGCAUUCUCUUCCAUUGCCACUGAAGCAUUUGAAAGGAUGAGAACAAAUCUACCACCAUCUUAUGGCUUUAUCACAGCUUUACUUGUAGUCGGAGCCUAUCAAAUGGGUGUUUCUGGUUUUGGAAGAGGUUCUUUACCAAAUAUAGUCAAGCAUUCACUAGUCGAGAGAAACAAAGAGAUUCCACGUGACCUACCAGAGUUGUAUACAAAGUUAAACUAUACAUUUAAUAUCUACCAUUGUAUAGUAGAUCAACAAUACAAAGUUGUUUGGGAUAAGACCAAAAUGACAGAAUACUUGCAAAAGAAUGGUGUCAGACAAUUUAGAACCAAUAGAUAUCAACGUACCAAACACAUUAAUGAUAAUAUCAUAGAUCUCUGUAAAUUGGUAAUGAAUCUAAUCUUUAGAAAUACAAAGAGUAAAGAACCAGUGCCUAGAAUGGAUACAGUUGAAUCGGCAAUAGACAAGAUGGGUCGAUUAGCACAUCGACAUUGGAAUUCUAAAGAGCAAUGGAUUCACCAGAUGAUAUUGUAUGUGGUUCUCAUUAGCCUUAUCGCAUUCCAGGCAGGUAUACAAGACUACAUUUACACUCCUCUGAUCGAUGGUUGUGUUAAACGAGAAAUAUUGAAUAAUUUGGAGUAUCCAAGCUAUGACUUUGGUGAUGACCCUGAAAAGAUAUGUGAUUAUAUCUAUGCUAAACUAUAUGUAGAUGACUAA